CUCUUCUCCUCAGCCUGCUUGUGAAUCAGUGCUAUCUUGUUCCUCAUCUUCUCUACAUGCUCUGCUUUCUUCUUCUCCAGUUGCUCCUGCAUUCACACACAACAGGAAUUAGCUCAUCACUGUCCUAACAGAUUUCUGGCUCAGUGGCACUUCAUACCUCGACCUUUGUCAGUUGGUGUCCGAGUGAUGCCUUCUUUGUGUUCGCCCAUGUGUCGACUUCAGCCAGGAUCUUUUGGGCCCUUGAAUCAUCAAACACAUCAUCCAGAUUGAUUGGGGACACCCUCUCUCUCUCACACACGCAAUCGUUAAUCUGAAAUCUGAACCAGCUUAAGCUCAAUCAUCAUCAAUGGCGACGAUGAGCAGUAGUUCGAGGUCGAGGAGGGUUCAGUCAACUCUUGCCUUAAUCCUCGCCAUCUUCGUCGCCUUCGCUUUCAUCACACGUUGGAUCGACCUCUUCAUCGUGACAGGAUCACUUCUGCAGAAGAAACUGCAUCUCCUCAACAACACACCUCAGCUACACUCCUCCGACUUCGAUUGUUCCCUAAACUGUUCCGACAUUCCAUCCUUUACUACAACAACCAACCUUGUUUUCAAUUCAUCGGCUGCUCCAUCAUGUCCUGACUACUUCAGAUGGAUCCAUGAGGACUUAAGCCCCUGGAAAGGCGCUGGCAUCGCGAGGGAAAUCGUCGAGGCGGCUAAGAGCGUCGCAAAUGUUCGGAUCACCAUAGUCGACGGCAGACUAUAUGUCGUCAAGUACAAGAAGGCCUUCCAAACCCGAGAUUCCAUUACAUUAUGGGGUCUGCUGCAGCUUCUCAAAUUGUACCCCGGCCGAGUCCCCGACUUGGAUCUCAUGUUCGAGUUUGGAGACAAGACGGUUAUCCAUAAGAACGAAUACGGCCGGAACGCUUCACUGCCUCCGCCGGUGUUCCAUUACUGCAGCGACGAAUCAAGUUAUGACAUUGUUUUCCCUGACUGGUCCUUUUGGGGUUGGCCUGAGGUUAACAUCAAGCCAUGGGAAGAACUGAAAGAGGAACUAAAAGAAGCUAAUGAAAGGAUCAAAUGGAUCGAUAGAGAGCCGUAUGCUUAUUGGAAAGGGAAUGCUAGGCUCGGUCCGCGGAAGGACUUGAUCAAAUGCAAUGCCUCGAAUGGACAGGACUGGAAAGCGCGAAUUUACGACACGACAUGGGCCGAGGAGAAAAAACAAGGGUUCAAUAAUUCUGAUUUGGCUAGUCAGUGCACUCAUAGGUACAAGAUCUACGUCGAAGGAGUUUCGUGGUCCGUUAGCCAAAAGUAUAUCGCAGCUUGUGAUUCAAUGACUUUAGUUAUAAAGCCACAUUAUUAUGAUUUCUUCACAAGAGCUUUGCUGCCCUCAGUUCACUACUGGCCUAUCGGCGAACGCGACAAAUGCAGAGCUAUUAAAUCAGCUGUCGAAUGGGGCAACGCCCAUUCAGACAAAGCACGCGAGAUUGGACAAGCCGGAAGCAGAUUUGUGCAAGAAAGCCUUGCAAUGAAGAACAUCUAUGAUUACAGUUUCCAUGUCUUGAACAAAUAUGCGAAGCUCCUCAAGUAUAAACCUACUGUCCCUGAAGGUGCAGUCGAGAUGUGCUCAGAGACUUUGGUUUGCGCUACUAAAGGACGGAGGAAGCGAUUCAUGAAGCAUUCGGCAGUUAGAAGUCCGGGGGAUUCGCCUCCGUGCAUGCUGCCUCCUUCAUAUGAACCUCGAGGUCUUCUGAACCUCCUCGAAAGAAAAAGAAAUCUGACGAACCAAGUUCAACUAUGGGAAGAACAAGAAAGGCGAUGAACUUUGUAUUUAUAGAAAUUUUCAGAGGAGUUGGCUUUUCUCCAUAAACUGUGAAGAACAGAACGCAAUCUUAUGUUUAUGAUAUCUUCUUCGAUGUCUCAAAAGUGUUCUCAUUUCAAAAUGUUUCCAAGUAACCAGUGGGAUGGAUUUAUCGCAGAGUUGGUUCUCUUUUUUGUGCCAAGAAAUGCAAUAUUUUUUGU
Andrographis paniculata is the source of this 2001-nucleotide messenger RNA. RefSeq lists its product as uncharacterized. The transcript is spliced from 6 exons. Lineage: Eukaryota; Viridiplantae; Streptophyta; Magnoliopsida; Lamiales; Acanthaceae. The record is from RefSeq and is a predicted model, not a curated record. Bases 347 to 1801 code for a protein of 484 amino acids.